Molecule: messenger RNA, 2202 nt
Organism: Chanos chanos (milkfish)
Lineage: Eukaryota; Metazoa; Chordata; Actinopteri; Gonorynchiformes; Chanidae
Gene: rps6ka2
Product: ribosomal protein S6 kinase, polypeptide 2
Exons: 21
Coding region: 1-2202 (733 amino acids)
Biological process (GO): intracellular signal transduction; protein phosphorylation
Molecular function (GO): protein serine/threonine kinase activity; ATP binding; magnesium ion binding
Source: RefSeq, a predicted model, not a curated record
AUGGAUACGAACAUGCGGAAAUUUACAGUUAGAAGAUGGUUUUCUGUGUACCUUCGCAAGAAGUCGCGCUCUAAAAGCUCGAGUUUAUGCAAAUUAGAGGAUGAGAACAUACUUAAAGAAAUUGACAUCAGCCAUCACGUAAAAGAAGGCUUCGAGAAGGCCGACCCAUCCCAGUUUGAGCUGCUCAAGGUCUUAGGGCAAGGUUCCUAUGGGAAGGUAUUCUUGGUAAGGAAAAUCAAAGGCUCUGACAAAGGACAACUCUAUGCUAUGAAAGUGUUGAAAAAAGCAACACUGAAAGUACGAGACAGAGUGCGAUCAAAGAUGGAGAGGGAUAUUCUGGCAGAAGUGAACCAUCCUUUUAUAGUUAAACUUCACUACGCAUUUCAGACAGAGGGAAAACUCUAUUUGAUCUUAGACUUUCUCAGAGGAGGGGAUCUCUUCACCCGGCUCUCUAAAGAGGUGAUGUUUACUGAGGAAGAUGUGAAGUUCUACCUGGCUGAGCUGGCUUUAGCUUUAGAUCACCUUCACAGCCUGGGGAUCAUCUACCGUGACCUCAAACCAGAAAAUAUUCUGCUGGAUGAGGAGGGCCAUAUAAAGAUUACAGAUUUUGGCCUGAGUAAAGAGGCCAUAGACCACGACAAAAGGGCGUACUCUUUCUGUGGAACUAUAGAGUACAUGGCCCCAGAGGUGGUGAACAGGAGGGGUCACACCCAGAGCGCAGACUGGUGGUCCUUUGGUGUCUUAAUGUUUGAAAUGCUGACAGGAUCGCUGCCAUUUCAAGGCAAAGAUCGAAAGGAAACAAUGGCACUCAUUCUCAAGGCCAAACUUGGCAUGCCACAGUUUUUAAGCCCAGAAGUGCAAAGUCUUUUACGUGCGCUCUUUAAAAGAAACCCCGGCAACAGAUUAGGUGCUGGACCUGACGGAGUGGAAGAGAUCAAAAGGCAUAUCUUUUUUGCAACAAUCGACUGGAACAAGUUGUAUAGGCGGGAGAUCAAGCCUCCAUUUAAACCAGCUGUCGGCAGACCAGAGGACACUUUUCACUUUGAUCCUGAGUUCACCUCUCGCACACCCACAGAUUCCCCUGGUGUUCCUCCCAGUGCCAACGCCCAUCAGCUCUUCCGGGGAUUCAGUUUUGUAGCUGCUAACCUGGGCCAAGAGCAGCCUAUAUCUGAGACCAGACCAAGUACCAUCAACCCCAUUGUCCAGCAACUUCAUGGAAACAAUAUUCAUUUCACGGACGUUUAUGAGCUGAAGGAGGACAUUGGUGUCGGGGCAUAUUCAGUCUGCAAGCGCUGUGUUCACAGAAUUACAAGUGUGGAGUAUGCUGUUAAAAUCAUUGACAGAGCUAAGAAAGAUCCAUCUGAAGAAAUAGAGAUUCUGCUGCGAUACGGACAGCACCCAAACAUCAUCACUUUGAAAGAUGUCUAUGAUGAUGGGAAGUAUGUGUACCUGGUAAUGGAACUGAUGAGAGGUGGGGAGCUGCUGGACAGAAUCCUGCAUCAGAAAUAUUUUUCGGAGAGAGAGGCUUCUGCAGUUCUUUGCACCAUCACUAAAACCGUGGAGUAUCUGCACUCCCAGGGGGUUGUCCAUCGAGAUUUGAAGCCCAGCAAUAUACUCUACGUAGAUGAAACGGGAGACCCAGAAUCGAUCCGGAUUUGCGAUUUCGGAUUUGCUAAGCAGCUACGAGCAGAAAACGGUCUUCUUAUGACGCCAUGCUACACUGCAAACUUUGUGGCUCCAGAGGUUCUGAAGAAGCAGGGAUAUGAUGCAGCAUGUGACAUCUGGAGCUUGGGAAUUUUACUGUACACCAUGCUUGCAGGGUUCACUCCUUUUGCCAGCGGCCCUGACGAUACCCCUGAGGAAAUCCUGGCUCGCAUUGGUAGUGGCAAAUAUGCAUUGUCAGGAGGCAACUGGGACACUGUGUCCGACGCUGCCAAGGACAUUGUGACCAAAAUGCUGCAUGUGGACCCCCACCAGCGUCUGACGGCCCCUCUGGUCCUGAGGCAUCCGUGGAUAGUGAACAGAGAGCAGUUGUCUCAGAGUCAGCUCAUCCGACAGGAUGUGCAACUGGUCAAGGGGGCGAUGGCAGCCACAUACUCAGCUCUGAAUCGUUCACCACAAGCCCCAAAACUGGAGCCUGUUCUGUCCUCAUCUUUGGCCCAGAGAAGAGGCAUGAAGAGAUUAACCUCCACACGUCUUUAG